Messenger RNA from Plectropomus leopardus (leopard coralgrouper), 1840 nucleotides. Its product is annotated as zona pellucida sperm-binding protein 3-like. Gene Ontology annotation, cellular component: extracellular matrix. The record is from RefSeq and is a predicted model, not a curated record. Gene Ontology annotation, molecular function: acrosin binding. NCBI's taxonomy places the organism in Eukaryota, Metazoa, Chordata, Actinopteri, Perciformes, Serranidae. Gene Ontology annotation, biological process: egg coat formation; binding of sperm to zona pellucida; positive regulation of acrosome reaction.
GCUAUCAUCUUAUCUGCAGUUCUCUUUAGUGAAAAGGAAGAGAGAAAAGGAGCGCUUCAAAGACUGUGUCCUCCAGGCUGGAAUCCAAUCAAGUCAUUAGGAGAAGGUGGAGCCCACGCCCAGCUCCCACAACUGAAUUUUGGUCAAAGACAAAAGCAGCAGUGCUCUCUGGAAAAAAUCACCAAAAACUUAGGUUUUUGUGUGAUAAGCUGUAAUGGGGUUCAGAGAGGCGGCUUUGUUUGGGUUUGUGCUUCUCCUUUCAGGUGUUAAUCUUUGUGCUGCUUCACUAAAUUGGUCAAACUUCAGCACCAAUGAAACUUUGAAUCCACAAGAACAAGUGACAGAAAGCUUACAGCUGCCAAGAUCAGCGCAGACAGCAGAUCAUCAGUCAAACCGCACACAGCACGCUGAUCCAGUCCGCUCUCCUGUCACCUAUCGGCUCAAGAGCAACCAGCUCAGGAAACAGAAACCACCUCUUGUGCAUCAAAACCAACUGGAGGCCAGUAAGUUGACCUCAGAGCAGCUUGAGCCACAAGUAACUGUGCAACCUAAAGAGUUGAUAAAGUUGCCGAUUCCAGGCCCAGAUCUGAACCCACCUGUAAAGCCGGGAUCAAAGGUGCAGAUGCUGGUGUUUGAGCAGCGGGUACCUUCAGCGGCCAGCAGUGUGGCAGUGCGUUGUGGGGAAGGCCGGGUCAUCAUAGAGGUCAAACAGGACUUCCUAGGAAAUGGUCAGCUGAUCCAUCCAAGCGAUCUAACCUUAGGAGGCUGCGCCGCACUGGACGGCGCUCAUCAUGUCCUGCGGUUUCAGUCAGAGUUACACAGCUGUGGCAGCAUGAUGACGAUGACAGAGGAAGCCCUCAUCUACUCCUUUACUCUGAUGUACGCUCCAAAGCCCAUUGGUAACACCUUCAUUUUGAGGACCAGCCCUGCUGAGGUGGUAAUUGAAUGCCAAUAUCGAAGGAGACAUUAUGUGAGCAGCAGCGCUGUGAGGCCUACCUGGAAGACGUUUGCCUCCAACAUGUUAGCAGAACAGCAGCUGCACUUCUCCCUGCGUCUCAUGACAGAGGACUGGCAGUCUCAGAGGCCUUCCAAUGUUUACUUCCUGAGUGACGUGAUGCACAUUGAAGCCGCGGUCCUUCAGGGUCACCACGUUCCACUGAGGGUGUAUGCGGACAGCUGUGUGGCUACUGCGAGCCCCGAUCCCAAUUCUGAACCCAGAUACCCCUUCAUCAACAAUCACGGGUGUUUAAGUGAUGCUAAGCUGACAGGAGCCAAGUCUUACUUCAUGCAGAGGAGCCAGGAGGAUAAACUUCACAUCCAGCUGAAAGCCUUCAGGUUCCACCAUGAUCACAGGAAUUCACUCUACAUCACAUGUCACCUGAAAGCAACAAAAGCCUCUGUUGCCAUCAACUCAAAACACAAGGCGUGUUCAUUCCUGACUGAAGCCAACAGAUGGGUGGCAUCAGGUGGAGACAAUAAGGUGUGUGACUGCUGUGAGACCAGCUGCAGUGAGCAGAGACAGAAAAGAAGCCUUGCAGCAGAUGCUGAUCUGUGGUGGGAGGGGACGGCAGCUCUGGGCCCCAUCCUGCUCGAGGACGACAUCCUGCCGCAGGAGCUGACUGAGCUGUCCACACUUCAUUUAAAACAAGAUUCUGUGCUACGAACACGUGAAGUGACUCAAGCAGCCUCCUAUUCAUCAGUCGUUGUGCUGUGUGGAGUGGGUGCAGCACUGGCUCUUGUGCUGCUAGUUUUCAUGGGUGCUGUCAUUUGCAGCAGGCAACACAAACAGACCGGACACUUUGUUUGUACUUGGCCUAAGACAAUAAAAAAUUUAGAAUAA